This is a messenger RNA of Lytechinus pictus (painted urchin), 1830 nucleotides long. RefSeq names its product 2-hydroxyacylsphingosine 1-beta-galactosyltransferase-like. The record is from RefSeq and is a predicted model, not a curated record. Lineage: Eukaryota; Metazoa; Echinodermata; Echinoidea; Temnopleuroida; Toxopneustidae. Gene Ontology annotation, molecular function: UDP-glycosyltransferase activity. The coding region runs from base 950 to 1801 and encodes 283 amino acids. The transcript has a single exon.
UUUCCUCUUGGGUGUGGAACCAAGACCCCCCGGGCCUGUACGCCAGUGAUUGAACGUAAAGCUUAAUGUAGGAAGGGUCCCUACAGGGGGGCAUUAUAGAGCCAUUUGAAGGUUAUAGAUGAAGAGCCCCUACUGCGUGGGGUCUGGGGCAAAGCCCCGGUACUAGUAGCUUAUUUGCAUAAAAUUUAGCAAGCUUAUAGCACAAUGUUGUAUGCAGUCCAUCUUUCUUCCCGCUCUUUAUUUUCUAUCCUCGGCAACCCGGUCAUGUUAUUAAGCUUUUUGUUCUUGUCCCUUUUCUUUGUUUUCCUAUCUAGCUUUUGAAUAAUUCCAUUCUACCUUCAUUUCCCGCUAUUGUUUGCCAUUUUGUCAUCUUUUCAUUCAUUUCCCAUCAUGCUAUUGCAUUACAUAGGCCUAUUUCGGAAUGAUAUGUUUUUUCUCAAAUGUUCUUUCGUUCCUUUUCCAUUAAAAAAAAAUAUUCGUUUUCUUUUCCCUUUUCCCCUUCCUUUUCCUCUUUCCCUUUCUUUCUCCCUCCCUUUUCUUUUUUUCCCCGUUUUUUUUAUUUUCCCGGUGAAAUCCGCCAGGGGGGCAGCUUGCCCCCCCUGCCCCCCCCCCCCGCCUGUUACGCCACUGUAUAGUACCACCAUUAUUGUUAUCACUAUAAGCAAGGAGAUUAGAGUGAUAUCUGCUUGCUAUAAGUGAAGGAAAUCCCAAAUGAAGACACUCAAGUUACCACUGACAAAGAUAGAAGGAUAUCCCUGAUUAACCAGUAACAAUCGCGCUCCCUCUCACGUUCCUGCUGAAACGAACACAGCGGUUCAGUAAUUCAAAUUUCCUCUUCAUACGUCUGUACGUGGUGUUCGCUGCCUCGGCGUAUAGCAAGGAGAUAUCACUCUCUCCUUGCGUAUAGUAACUAUGUUGUAUUGUACGAUACUCGACCCGAUGAACGAACAUGCCGACCAGCUCUCUUUUUCUGCUUCUUCUUGCAUUUAUCAUGCAAUGUAGAUUGUCGUAUGAAGCUCGUAUCUUACUAACGACAGGAGCAAAUUUCGGCAGUCACUUUUCAGUAUUUUCUAAUGUGGGACACGCCCUUGUCGACAGAGGACACACCGUUACAGCUCUAAUCAGCGACGCCUUCGAUAGCGCGAACGACCAGCGACUGGUGAACUUGAAAGUGGAUGUAUAUUAUGAUGGCAAUAGAGAAAGUACCCGUGAAUAUACGGACGCAUAUACUAAGCAUCUUAUGGGAAAGAAGUCGUCUGGCUUAACCAAUCUAUUUCACUGGAUACCUCCAAAUCUCUAUUCCGCCAUCGACAGUUGCAAUGACAUGAUCAACCAUUUUGAAAACAGAAAACAUCACUAUGAUCUAAUAUUACUUGAUGGACACAGUUCAUGUUCGAUCUUUCUCGCUUGUCGACUAACAGUUCCCUAUGUUAUUCUUAUACCGAGCGGCAUAAAACCAAGUCUAGCUCGACGUCAUGGAAUUCCUGAUACAACGACAUACUAUCCAGAAAUGUCAACAGGUUUAUCGAAUCGAAUGACUUUCUUACAGCGUGUCUCGAACACGAUCAGCGGGAUCUUAGCUGAUCUACUGUCAUUUGUCGAGUACGACGUUUUACAUUUCCUUUUGAGUAUGCGAUACAAUAUCACAAAACCUGAUCGCAACCUUGUGUCAAAUGCUCAGCUUAUUCUUGUGAACUCAGAUUUCUCUGUGGAUUAUCCAUUUCCCUUACAUCCUAAUGUAAUUACAGUCGGAGGACUUACGACUCGACCACAUCAGCCACUUAGUGAGGUAAGAUCUUAACCAAUCUCCAGUAGCAGCGAAUAAAUGAU